AUGCCGUCGAAAAACAGUAUCAACAAGCCCAAGGGGAAUAUUACCCGUCAAAGAAAGUCCCAUCUGGCAAGCAAGAAGCGUGCGCAACGGGCACGCCAGGCAGUUACGAGUGUGACACAGGCCACAGGAAGUAGUGCACUUGUUCCCCUAAGCGCCAGUGGGGGAGUUGUUGUGAACACUGUACUCUCCAACAAGAAGGCCAGGAAGUUAGAGAGAAACCUCAAAUAUGCGCAGCUUAGACGUGAAGGGUCUGUUGGAAAGGGGAAGCGUGUAGACGUUGAAAUGAGUGGUGAAGAGAUUGCGCAAGCGAAGGAUAAGGAGAAUGUCUACAGAAAGGCGCUCUGGAGUGUCGUUGAGAGGAGCAGAGUGCAGGGUAUUCCGAUUAUGACGCCGGUUGGCCAGGGAACUACCCUUGGUGGUGGGUCAUUCUAA
Molecule: messenger RNA, 432 nt
Organism: Pichia kudriavzevii
Lineage: Eukaryota; Fungi; Ascomycota; Pichiomycetes; Pichiales; Pichiaceae
Exons: 1
Coding region: 1-432 (143 amino acids)
Source: RefSeq, a predicted model, not a curated record